GUAACUGAAAAAAAGUUGUGAGCGGAAUUGUUUUUUUGUCGAAAGAGUGGGAAAAAAAAGAAGAGGAUGCUCCAAUUUUGCAGCCAACCUUGAUUUUUUUAUUUCGCAGGGUAGGCGGCGUGCAUUUUCUGACGCUACUGCACUCCAUUUAUUUUCAUCGCACAGAAAAUGUCUUCGUUUUUCACGCUUCCAGCUUCGCAGCGCAAGCGGAAAAGAGAAGAUCGUGUGGCCGCACCUGGGUCGAAGAAGCGGGGAGUUGCUGCCAAUGGGGAUAACCGCGAGAAGAAAUCAGCACAAAGACAAGAGCGAGAUGAAUCGAUUUCCGGAAGCGAAUCCGAUGAUGAACAAGACGGCGCAGAGUCCGGUCUUUCUGAUGAAGAGGCCUCGGAUUCAGAGGAAGGCGAGACCGCCGCAGAACGGAGGUUAAAGCUUGCAGAAAGAUACCUGGAUAAUAUCCGCGACGAGGUGGAUGACACGGUUGGCUUUGAUGCUGCGGAAAUAGACCGUGAUCUGAUUGCAGAGAGGUUAAAAGAGGAUGUGGACGAAGCCAAAGGCCGCAUUUUUCGAAAAAUAGCUUCCCAGCUCGAUUUUUCAGCAGCGCAGCAUUCAUUUUUUCGCGCCGAUACGCACUCCACCACGGCCAUUGCAGUGCAUCCUCCCUAUGCUUACACUGUUUCGAAAGAUCGAACCCUAAUCAAGUGGGAAUUGGCAACACCACGUACAGAUAAGCCCUCUACAUCGUCCGGCGACAACGACCGUCGAAAACAUCCAGGUCGCAAGAAGCCAAAGAAUCUAAAAUUUGUGAAAGGCCUACGGAAAGCUCGCCCAAGUGGCGAUGUUCAAGGACAUACUGGGAACAUUUUGACUGUGGCAGUAUCGCCGUCUGGAAAAUUUGUUGCUACUGGCGGGCAAGACAAGAAACUCAUCAUCUGGGAUGCUGAAACACUCACUCCUAUGAAAACAUUCACUCAGCAUCGCGAUGCUGUUAGUGGGCUAUCAUUCACACGGCAUAUUUCGACGCACAGUUCAGGAGAGCAACUGUUCUCAGCAUCUUUCGAUCGUACGAUCAAGACAUGGUCGCUGAGUUCAGGGGGGCAUGCAUAUGUCGAAACUCUGUUCGGACACCAAGAUAACGUCCUGUCUGUUGCAGCCAUGAUGACAGACCAAUGUUUGAGUGUUGGCGCUCGAGACCGGACCGCACGACUAUGGAAAGUCGUCGAUGAGGCCCAACUUGUCUUCCGAGGAGAUUCCUCGAAGAAAGACGAGUAUCAAACAAAUAGCAUUGAAUGCGUGGCUGCCAUUCCCCCCACCCAUUUCGUUACGGGUUCCGACAGCGGUGCCCUUUCGCUAUGGUCUAUCCACAAGAAAAAGCCUCUACACACCAUACACCUUGCCCAUGGCCUAGAUCCGAUACCACCUCUUGAUCAGUUGUCGCCCGAGGUCGACCUACAAACGGCAGCACACAACACACGCCACCUUCGCCGCGUGCCCCGUUGGAUCACUGCCCUCACUACCGUACCUGGUACCGAUGUCGUCCUGAGUGGAAGCUGGGACGGUUGGAUCCGUGCCUGGCGCGUGUCAGAAGACAAAAGGGCUCUCAUCCCUCUCGGCCCAGUCGGCCACCCAUCAACCAACUCUCUUACUUCAUCGCUAUAUCUCAAACCGACACUCUUCGACAACACCCCCGCCCCAGACGCCGCAGCCAUCAAGCCCAACGAGACGAAACCAGAGCCUGAACCGCUAUUAAAGGGAGUCGUCAACAGCAUCGCGGUCUUUGAGCGACGCGCAGAAAGGACAGUAUCUGGCGCACCGAAACCCAAGCCGAAGGAAGAACGGCAGCAGGCACGCGGACUCUGCAUAGUCGCAGCGCUAGGCAAAGAGCAUCGGCUUGCUCGCUGGAAAGUCUUUGAGAAUAACCAUCUCGAUGGACCGAGUCCUCAAGGACGCAAUGGAGCUGUUGUUUUGGAGGUGCCCUUUUUUGAGAACGUCGAUCAUGAUCAGAUAGAAUCCGAAGCGCACGCAUAACGUUGUGUCUAGAUAAUACACACUCAUCAUCACCAUCACUAUUAUCUGCCUUGCAUUGUUCUUGUCUACGGGAGUUUGUAUAAAAAGUGGGAAUUCGAGCAUUACUGUUCUUCUUCGGUGGAAGAAUGAGUGUACAUAAAAAGUUCCAGCUAGCAUUACGGGUUGCAAGUUGAAUUAUUAUAAAGAUUUUU
This is a messenger RNA of Talaromyces proteolyticus, 2216 nucleotides long. RefSeq names its product small nucleolar ribonucleoprotein complex subunit. Gene Ontology annotation, cellular component: small-subunit processome. The coding region runs from base 169 to 2025 and encodes 618 amino acids. Gene Ontology annotation, molecular function: snoRNA binding; protein binding. The record is from RefSeq and is a predicted model, not a curated record. Lineage: Eukaryota; Fungi; Ascomycota; Eurotiomycetes; Eurotiales; Trichocomaceae. The transcript is spliced from 2 exons.